CUUAUAGAUUCUGAAGUCAAUAUCGGAAAGAAGACAUUCACUGAGGUUCAAACAGAACGAUUGGAGCAAGCAGAACGGGCUGUUUUAAUUAAGUGCCCACAAAAACUUAACGGAAAAAAAUUAUUGCAGUAUUUAUCCAGUCAUGGAAACAUUAACAGUCACUUCUUUUUUGAAAAUCGUGGUGUCCAUGCUUUAAUAGAAUUUUCUGAAAAGGACAGUAUAGCCUCAUUGCAGGAUGCUAUUGGAAUCCCAAGUGCUGCAGAGCAUCAUGUUGUUCCAUUUAAAUCUAGACUUUUUACUUUCACGCUGAAAAACACAGUGAGUCAAGCUGCUGAAGAGACACCACUUCACCUCUCUCCUCAGUCUCACAUUCCAGUGACAGAGCUAAUUCAAAAGCUUUGUCAUGCAGACAGUAUAAGCAGUCAGAUGUACAUUCUACUGAAUGAGUAUCAGCUUACAGAAGAAAAUAUCAAGCUCCGAUUUCUGGCCUGUUCUUUGGUUCGGGAUUUCGCACAUGCGUAUUUUCCAGACAGCACGGUAAAGCCAUUUGGCUCUUCAGUCAACACCUUUGGCAAAUUGGGAUGUGAUGUGGACAUGUUUCUGGACUUCCGUGAUACACGAAAGCAUGCUGCAAAAAUGAAAAAAGGUCCCUUUGAAAUGGAAUAUCAGAUGAAAAGAUUACCAUCUGAAAGAUUAGCAACUCAGAAAAUUCUGUCUGUGAUUGGUGAUUGCCUUGAUAAUUUUGGUCCUGGAUGUGUGAACGUACAGAAGAUACUCAAUGCUCGCUGCCCGCUGGUGAAAUUUUCCCAUCAGCCAACAGGAUUCCAGUGUGAUCUGUCAGUGAGCAACAGCAUUGCUAAAAAAAGUUCAGAACUCUUGUAUAUCUACGGCUGUCUUGAUUCCCGUGUAAGAGCACUAGUGUUCAGUGUACGAUGUUGGGCGCGUGUUCAUGGACUUACAAAUAGUGUUCCUGGUACCUGGAUUACAAACUUCUCUCUAACCAUGAUGAUCAUGUUUUUUCUGCAAAAGAGAUCACCACCUAUCAUUCCAACACUAGACCAACUUAAAGAACUGGCAGAUGAAAAAGACAAGCAAGUAAUUGGAGGAUAUGAUUGCUCAUUUGUUAGUGAUUUAAGCAAGAUUAAACCUACAAAAAAUACAGAAACACUUGAUGUAUUGUUGGGUGACUUUUUUGAAUAUUUUGGAAACUUUGAUUUCAGAAAGAAUUCCAUAAAUCUUCGAAAGGGAAAGGAAGUAAAUAAACCUGAGUCGUCUCCUCUUUAUAUCUGGAAUCCCUUUGAACAAGACCUUAAUAUCAGCAAGAAUGUUAAUCAGCCACAGCUGGAGAAAUUUGUAGCUAUGGCCAGAGAAAGUGCCUGGAUUUUACAGAAGGAAGGUAAAACUCAGCGAAUGAUCAAUAAAGAGCCUUGGGGACUGGCAGCCCUAUUGAUACCAUUUGGAAAAAGUAAUCCCAGCAAGAUGAAGAAUAGGAUGAAAGGAAUAGGAAGUGAAACAAUCAGAAGCCUCUUGGACUCUUUAAAGUUAAAUAAUGCAAACAGUCUACAAAAAGCAGUGGGAAAGUGACUUUCAGCACAGAAACACAGUAGCUGAUAUUCUGUUUUAGGAAUUGAAUGUGACACACAGUCCGAAGAACAUUACUUUUAAUGUUUCUAGCGUGGUGAAAUGGAGAGUCAAAUGACCUCUGUUUUCCAUUGUGAUGCUUUUUUGUACAGGUCUGCUUUCUUUCUGUACAUUUUUCUCCUCCUUACUCCUCACUUUUCCAUCUGUUUUAUGAAUGAAAAGCAUUCAAAUGCAAGUUUUACAGAUACAUUUUGGAAGUAGCCUUCAGUUGGGCACUCUUUAACAAAAACCAACAAUGAAACAGACUGACAGGAGGAGCAUGGGAAAAAGUCUUUGGGAAUUCUGUUGACUAACAUACAAAUUAUACGCUAAGUAAAGACUCAAGAAACAAACACCUUUCAGUGAAACUACAGUUAAAAAGAAGUUGAAUGUUACAACCAUUGCUUUCAUUCCAGUCAUGUUCUGGAAGCCAGUAAAACCAAAGUGCAUGUAUCGAUUUUUGCAAUUGUUUUCCAUUCAUGUAGAUGGUGCCAAGACAAAAUAAAGAGAAUGGAAUUAGAUAGUAGGGUUUGCAAGUUCAUAAAGCA
Pygoscelis adeliae (Adelie penguin) is the source of this 2168-nucleotide messenger RNA. RefSeq names its product mitochondrial poly(A) polymerase (gene MTPAP). NCBI's taxonomy places the organism in Eukaryota, Metazoa, Chordata, Aves, Sphenisciformes, Spheniscidae. The annotation marks the transcript as partial. Gene Ontology annotation, cellular component: mitochondrion. Gene Ontology annotation, molecular function: poly(A) RNA polymerase activity. The transcript has 8 exons. The record is from RefSeq and is a predicted model, not a curated record.